Molecule: messenger RNA, 1935 nt
Organism: Bursaphelenchus xylophilus (pine wood nematode)
Lineage: Eukaryota; Metazoa; Nematoda; Chromadorea; Rhabditida; Aphelenchoididae
Source: the annotation of a GenBank genome assembly
AUGCCUCGAAUUGAAAACGAACCCAAGUUGGACUUCAGAGAUGUCCUUCUCAGACCGAAGAGAUCCACGCUUCAGUCCAGAUCCGAUGUCGACUUGGUUAGAGAGUAAGUUGGGGGUAAAAUACGAGGGCACGAAUGCCCAUACUUUUUUAAAUACGUGUUUUUUGGCCUAGGAUCAAAAAAUAUGCUUUCUUUUUUUGCAGGCUGAAAAGUAUUAAAAAAUCGGCCUAGGGUUGCCUAUACAGAGGUCGCAAAACCGGAAUUUCAGUAGUGAGGCGAACAGAGCUCUCUUGAGCUAGACUAUCAAUAAGCCAUAAAAAACUUCAGGACUAGCUAAAAUCUGGAUCCAAGUUAUGGCGCAGCUUAGAGAAUAGUUUUCUGGGACUGGCCAGAAAAAGAAAAUUUUGCCUUUUUUGCUACUUUUAUGCGGAUUUCAAAAAGAUAAGACAAAAAUUUGGCCGGCACUCGUCAUUUUCUAUAGCCUCUUAUCUACAGAGCUCUAUGAAUAUCUCUGAAAUUAAUAUAUGUAUGCCGGGAAAAUAAUGAACACCAUUUCGCUGGGCCAAUCGCGUCGCUGAAAUUUUAAAAAACAGUUUGAUUUCGCCGCGACGCAAUUCAUUUCCUCGGCGGCGACGCGAUCUUCGAUGCGACGGAAUGCUCACUAUUUUCCCGACAGAUUGAUCUUUCACGGUACACAUGUCAUCCAUUUGAAAUUUUAUAAAAAAUUGAGUAAUGUCCUAGGUUCAAAAUGAGCAAUUUUCUAUUUUCAGAUUCACCUUCCGCAACUCAAAGAAGACCUAUUCCGGAAUCCCCAUCGUAGCCUCGAACAUGGACACCGUCGGGACCUUCGAAGUGGCCAAAGAACUGGCUUCUCACCGAGUCUUCACCACCAUCCACAAGCACUACUCGCCGGAGGAAUGGCAGAAGUUCCGCGACGAGCUGGGCCCACAAUCCCCGGUCUUUGAGCAUAUUGCAAUUUCGGCAGGAAUGGCCGAAAGAGACUUUGAAAAAUUGAAAAUCGUCUGUGAAGCUAUCCCUGAGUUGUCCUACAUUUGCUUGGAUGUGGCGAACGGAUAUUCGGAGCAUUUUGUGGCGUUCAUUCGAAGAGUCCGCGAGGCAUUCCCGGAACAUACCAUCUUUGCGGGAAAUGUGGUGACUGGAGAGAUGGUGGAGGAACUGAUUUUGGCUGGAGCUGAUGUGGUUAAGGUAAGAGAGGAAUGCUCUAUUUUAGUAGAUAUCUUUCUCGACCAUUUGAUAAUGUUUUUAAGGCCAUUGGAAAACGAAAAAUUGACAAAUCGGACGAAAAAUCUCAAACAUUUUGGCUGAAAAAAAAGCUUGAAAAUACAAAAAUUGAGUAUCAAAAAAUCGUAAAAAAUUAAAGAAUGCAAAAUCAAUCACCGACUGUACAUUUUUUCAGGUCGGAAUUGGUCCAGGAUCUGUCUGCACCACCAGAAAAAAGGCCGGAGUUGGCUACCCUCAACUCUCCGCCGUCCUUGAAUGCGCCGACGCCGCUCAUGGCCUGAAUGGCCACGUCAUGUCGGACGGCGGUUGCACCAACCCCGGAGAUGUCGCUAAAGCGUUUGGCGGUGGUGCUGACUUUGUCAUGAUCGGUGGAUUGUUUGCCGGCCAUGAUCAAAGCGGAGGAGAGAUCAUCGAAAAGGACGGAAAGAAGUUCAAAUUGUUCUAUGGAAUGUCCUCCGACACUGCCAUGAAGAAGCAUCACGGCUCUGUGGCCGAGUACAGAGCCUCCGAAGGCAAGACGAUCACGAUUCCGUACCGUGGAAACAUUAAUCAUACGAUUUUGGACAUGCUGGGAGGUCUGCGGUCAGCCUGCACUUAUACGGGAGCUACGAAGUUGAAGGAGCUGGCCAAGAGAGCGACCUUCAUCCGCGUCUAUCAGCAGACCAAUGACAUGUACAAUCAGCAUGAGGUCUAG